AUGGCUGAACAAGAACAAGAGAGCGCCCGAGUUAGAGCUGAACUAGACGAAAUCAAAGGAGGCAUGUCCCAGAUGCGAGAGAUGUUGCAAGCUUUAACCUUCAGGUUUGAGGUUCCACAAGCGACCGUGAUUUCAGAGACCACGGGCCCAGCAGUGGAAGUCCCACCUCAGAGGACGUUACCCUCAACCCUUCCUCCACAUGGGCUACCUUAUGAUUUCGUCCCCCGAGCGGAGGUGGUGCAUGAAAUAGGGCAAUCUGUCCAACAAGCUGUGCCAUUACCAGUUUACAUCGACGCACGUCCAGUCAUCCAUACUGUGGUUCUACCAACCGCCUAUGCUAGGCAUGUUCCUCAUUAUGAAGAUCAAAACCACAUGUAUCAGACUGUUGACUCAACUGUUGCUGGUGACGAAGUAAGGUUUGAGGACUUCAGGGAGGUAAAGGAGAACAUGCAACUCCUUGAGAAGAAAUUCCGAGAUCUAAAAGGAGACCACGUCUUUGGAUCUGCUGCCAAAGAAAUGUGCCUUGUAUCCGGGUUGGUGAUUCCAGCAAAAUUCAAAACUCUGGACUUCGACAAAUACAAGGGUCAUACUUGUCCAAAAAGCCAUCUCAUCAUGUAUUACCGCAAAAUGGCUGCACACGUGGAGGACGACAAACUGAUGAUUCACUGUUUUCAGGACAACUUGAGUGGGGCUCCUUCCAAGUGGUAUUUGAGUCUGGAUCAGAAUAGGAUCAGGUGUUUCCAGGACCUGUCAGACGCGUUCAUAAAACAUUACAAAUAUAAUAUGGACAUGGCGCCUGACAGAAGACAAUUGCAGAGCAUGUUCCAGCAGGACAAGGAGUCCUUCAAGGAGUAUGCUCAAAGAUGGAGGGAUCUGGCUUCUCAGGUUGAACCACCUCUUGCUGAGAAAGAAUUGGCCGAACUGUUUAUCGACACUGUCCAACCUCAAUUCUAUGAGAAGAUGGUCGGAAGUGCUUCUUUGGGAUUCCCCGAGCUUGUUGCUAUAGUAACUCGCGUGGAAUAUGGUGUAAGGAAUGGAAAACUGGCGGCUGUAGCUGGAACUUCAAAUGUUAAUCCGAAGAAGUUCUCUAGAGGGUUUCCUAGAAAGAAGGAAUGGGAAACAAAUGUUUAUGCUCCACAACCAUACGUGGCUGCCGUGACGCCUGCAUUCAAUCAACAGCCUGCUCAGGCUUAUCAAGCGCCUCCAGCGUAUCAACCAGCUCCAGUUCAACAACAUGCUGUGGCUCCUCCAGCUUAUCAACAAGCACGAGCAGCUCCUGUUUAUCAACAACCGAGAGCUCAAGCGCCGAGGCAAAAUGCUCAGAACCAGAAUAGGAGGCAAGGGGAGACGGCGACCUUCAAUCCAAUCCCAAUGUCGUACACUGAGCUUUAUCCCUCCUUGUUGCAAAAGGGUUCGGUGGUUCCCAGACCUAUGGGACCUCCACCUGAUCGUCUGCUUCCGUGGUACAACCCUAAUGCACAUUGCCCUUUUCAUGAAGGUGCCCCCGGGCAUGACUUAGAAGGUUGUUACGCUCUGAAGCAUAGGGUUUGGGAAUUGAUUGAGAGCAAGAUCUUGUCUUUCAAGGACAUGGGACCGAAUGUGAAGAAAAAUCCCCUUCCUCCCCAUGAAAAUCCUGGAGUCAACGCCAUUGAAGAUGCUUCUGUUGGUGUUACGGUUGAUAAGGUGGAGGAUGUUAAGACUCCUUUGGCAUCAUUCCAUGCCCGAUUGGUGGAAGCUGGCCUGGUUAAUGUUGAUCAUGACAACUGUGAAGAGUGUGCCACACACCCAAGAGGAUGUCAGGUGGUACGAGACAAUAUCCAAAACUUGAUGGAUGAAGGAGUGCUUCAAAUAUCCAGUGCUGUGAAGAACGAGGAUGUGGUGGUGAUUGAACCUUGUUUCAAUUUACCUGAACCAGUUGAAAUCCCAUAUUAUAGUGGUGGAGUGGUCCCGGUGAACAGUAAGUCGUCGCCUGUCGAGAUAUAUAUGCCUACGCCUUUUCCAUACGAGAGCACCAAGGUUGUACCUUGGAAAUAUGAGAUUACCGUUGUAGACAAGGUAGUUGAUGGAAGUUCAGACGUUGAACUGACAGAAGCUGUAAGUGAAGACGUCACCAAUAUUGUAGGAAUGAGCAGAAUGACCCGUAGUGGUCGAAUCUAUACGCCCGAAUUCAACGUGACUCCUCAAGGGCCGACCAAGGAAUCAACAGUUGUAGCUCCCACUAAAGAACCCGAAGUGGUUCAAUCCGAAGAUGCUGUUGAAUUCUUGAAGUUGAUCAAGAAAAGUGACUACAAGGUUGUGGACCAAUUGCAUCAAACACCAUCUAAGAUCUCUAUUCUGUCUUUGCUACUGAACUCCCAAGCCCAUAGGGAGGCUUUGUUGAAGGUGCUUGCUCAAGCUCAUGUAACACAAAGCAUAACGGUUGACCAAUUUGAUGGAGUUGUGGCAAAUAUCACAGCUUGCAAUACUUUGCGCUUCAGUGGAGAGGAAUUACCUGAGGAUGGACAAAAUCAUAAUCGUUCCCUCCAUAUCUCGGACCCUGUUGGGAAAGCUUGUUCAUCUUUCGCGUCUCUGAAAAGCGUAAAGUCUAGUAUUGAAGGAGGAAACCCUGAAGGUUGGGGUCAACUUAUUGAUAUUCGUGAGAAGCAUGAUCGCUUUGGUCUGGGAUAUGUGCCUUCCGCUGCGAAAGGAGCCCGAGUCCCUACAAAGGACAACACCUGA
This is a messenger RNA of Lathyrus oleraceus (garden pea), 2718 nucleotides long. RefSeq lists its product as uncharacterized. The transcript has 3 exons. The record is from RefSeq and is a predicted model, not a curated record. The coding region runs from base 1 to 2718 and encodes 905 amino acids. NCBI's taxonomy places the organism in Eukaryota, Viridiplantae, Streptophyta, Magnoliopsida, Fabales, Fabaceae.